UUUAGUGUAGCUGUGAUAUAGUUUUUUGAUAAUCAGACCCACUGAGACAGUUUAAAAUAAAAGCAAAACAAUUUUAUUGUUCAAAGAGUUACAGUCGUAUUGGACUAUCUGAACCUUCAUCGACGGGAUGAAGUUUCCUGUUCACAUUAUCAUUCUUGGUCAAGAAGGGGUAGGAAAGUCAGCUCUUGUGGUUCGUUUCCUCACCCGCCGUUUCCUCACCGAGUUCGCAGAAACCGACGAAAUCGACUAUGAACGAACGAUAACCCUCGACGACCGGCAGGUGUCGCUUCGCAUCACUGACGUCAGUGGAAAGAGCUUGCAGACGAGGGCUGCAUCCAGGGAGCUGCUGAUGCAGGCGGACGCGGCCGUCGUGGUGUACAGCGUCACUGACCAGUCCAGCGUCACAGCCGCACGUCACGCGCUGCACUGCAUCCGCAAGUACCGGCCGCCACCUCUGCGCCAUCGCAGACUCCAGCCUCUGCCGGUGCUGCUGCUGGGCAACAAGAGCGAUCUGGACCACAUAAGGACGGUGAAGAGACACUGUGAGCCGUCAGACUGGACGUCAGACUUCACGCUGACAGCCGAGUGUUCAGCUCGUGACGAUGCUGAUGGCGUUCGUGUCUUAUUCCACAAACUCAUUCGGAAGGUGCUGCAGACCCGAGAAGCCGGCAAUAAAGGUGGCCGCAAGAUGUCGCACGCCUCCCUGGGCUCCCCCAAGCAGCUGCGGUCCACCAUCAAGCGUCGCUUCAGCAUGUUCAGCAGAGAGCGCAUCUCCACCCUGUAGCCAUGGCAACAGCACGUGACAACAGAACGCCUUCACUGGGCGUUGUUAUGGUGGACACAGUGUGUGUGAAUGCUUAUGCACGUGUGUGGAAGUGUGUAAAUGCAUCUAGGUGUGAGGGAGUGGUUCACUGAGUCUAAGAGUCAGAGACGAACGACUAGAAAAAUUAUUACUGUUGGACAUCACGAACAUUUUUUUUUUUAAAUUGUCGUGUAUGUUUAAAAUUUCAAUAUAACUGCACCAAGGUCUUGUCUACAAAAACUGUUUACCAAGCUGUUGUAUAUAUUUAUAUCGGGAAGACAUACUGCUUCGUGUCACUAAUUCAUGCCGACCAUGUGUCGUUGGGUUCUACAUUAUUGAUGCCCUUCACCGAGUUAUGGACAUUAAAACUGAGUCUUCUCCCAGCCUCGCUCCUGCUGUUCAUUUAUUUACACACGGAGCCAGCAGGUGUUCUUGUCUACCUGUUCACUACCUGUACGCAUUUUUCUAUCGCAGGAUAUAUUUUU
This is a messenger RNA of Pomacea canaliculata, 1287 nucleotides long. RefSeq names its product ras-related and estrogen-regulated growth inhibitor-like protein. Bases 128 to 784 code for a protein of 218 amino acids. Lineage: Eukaryota; Metazoa; Mollusca; Gastropoda; Architaenioglossa; Ampullariidae. Gene Ontology annotation, molecular function: GTPase activity; GTP binding. The transcript has 6 exons. The record is from RefSeq and is a predicted model, not a curated record.